This is a messenger RNA of Lentinula edodes (shiitake mushroom), 573 nucleotides long. RefSeq lists its product as uncharacterized. The transcript is spliced from 2 exons. The annotation marks the transcript as partial. The record is from RefSeq and is a predicted model, not a curated record. Lineage: Eukaryota; Fungi; Basidiomycota; Agaricomycetes; Agaricales; Omphalotaceae.
AUGUCUGCAUCCACGGGCAAAGCCGAGCUCAGGCAAAACAGUCACUCUGAAAACUCUGCAACCUCACCAGAACACCAAUCAUCCCCAAACUCUUGGACGUUGGGAGAUCGUACAUCGAAUGACCAUUCGCGGGCAAAAUCUCCUCACCAAACCGCAUUGGAGGAGCCCGAGGGACAUGACAGAAGCGAUAAGGACAGUCUACAGGGUAGCACCGAGAAAAGUAAACCAAAAGACAAGGUUAAAGCAAAUGCGACGGCCGAGAAGUUCAAAGGGAAAGAGAAGGCAAUCGAAAAGGAGAAAGUGACCUCUCCUCAGAAGAAGCCUAUGCCAAACCGCCGAUCCUCCACUCGCUUGCAGACCAACGACAACUCAUCCUUGUCCAUCCUUUCCGACGACGACGACCCCUCACCACCCUCGUCAGAAUGUUCAAAUACUGGGAAGAAGAGGUCGACGGCUGUCGUGGCGUCUGCUCUGAACUGCAACACGCUUGCUCUGGGAGGUCAUCAAUUAGAGCUGGUAGAAAUACAACGCAAGAACGAAGAAAGGGUUCGGGGUGAAAUUGGGGAGCUGAGA